AAAUGUUUGUAAUUACAUAGUCUUCAUUUCGUCUCAAGAAACAUAUGUUUGUUAACUAACUUGAUUUUUUCAAAUCCUUGUAGUAUGGUGGUUAGGUUAUAGAUUGGGUGAAAAGUUUUAUAAUAUAUCUAUUAUAUUACGAAUAACCUAUUUAUAAGCAUAUCUAUUGUAUUUGAAUAUUCCUGCACUUCAUGAUACAAGUACACAAAAGUACAUCAAGAUGUCAAUUCUCUAUCACAAAGUUUCCGAUCUAUUAGAAUGGAUAGAUAAAAAUGGAGAUUCAAGAAUUAAAGAUAUGUUUUUAAUGGAUUCUCCGUGGCCAGUUUUGAUUAUUCUUGCCGCUUAUCUAUACUUUGUUCUAAAAGCUGGACCAAACUUUAUGAAAUAUCGUAACCCAUUGAAAAUUGACCGUAUUGUGAUGGUGUAUAAUGUUGUCCAAGUUUUAUAUUCAUCCUAUCUAGUAAUAGAGGCAAUUCGGUUAUUUUGGCAACGAGGUGUCAACAAAAUAAUCUGCAUUGAAAUUGAUUAUAGCGAUACAGAUUUAGCUAGAAACAUAGUACGUGCUACUUGGGCUUACUUCUUUUCUAAAGUCUUAGAUUUGUUGGACUCGAUAUUCUUCGUAUUACGUAAAAAGCAAAGUCAAUUGACGUUUUUACACAUAUACCACCAUGGAACGAUCUUAAUAUUUAGCUGGUCUAUAAUAAAAUUCUAUCCAGGAGGACAAGUCACCAUAUUUGGGACCCUAAACUCAUUUGUUCAUGUUGUGAUGUACAGUUACUACUUGUUGACAAUUUCUAACCCAGAAUACAAAAAAGCAUGGUGGAAAAAAUACUUAACACAAUUGCAACUGAUUCAAUUCGUUAUCACUAUUCUUCAUGGUUGUUUAUCAUUAUUGGCAACAGACUGCAAUUAUCCCAAAUUUAUAAUAAUAUUAUCAAUUUGUCAGAAUAUUUUUAUGAUUAUUUUGUUCUGGAACUUUUAUAAAAAAGCUUAUAAGCAACUUAAAAAUAAACCGAAUUAA
Melanaphis sacchari is the source of this 1021-nucleotide messenger RNA. Its product is annotated as elongation of very long chain fatty acids protein AAEL008004-like. Gene Ontology annotation, molecular function: fatty acid elongase activity. NCBI's taxonomy places the organism in Eukaryota, Metazoa, Arthropoda, Insecta, Hemiptera, Aphididae. The coding region runs from base 221 to 1021 and encodes 266 amino acids. Gene Ontology annotation, cellular component: endoplasmic reticulum membrane. The record is from RefSeq and is a predicted model, not a curated record. Gene Ontology annotation, biological process: fatty acid elongation, polyunsaturated fatty acid; sphingolipid biosynthetic process; fatty acid elongation, monounsaturated fatty acid. The transcript is spliced from 8 exons.